CUGUGUUUGCUUCCCUUUAGGCAGCGUGCCGUCCCUGGCUGCGGGACUGCUCUUCGGCAGCCUAGCCGGCCUGGGUGCUUACCAGCUGUCUCAGGAUCCAAAGAACGUUUGGCUUUUCCUAGCUACAUCUGGUACCUUGGCUGGCAUUAUGGGAAUGAGAUUCUACAACUCUGGAAAAUUCAUGCCUGCAGGUUUAAUUGCAGGUGCCAGUUUGCUGAUGGCCGCCAAAGUUGGAGUUAAUAUGUUCAACAGACCCCAUUAGCAGAAGUCAUGUUCCAGCUUGCACUGAUGAAGGAUUAAAAAUCUGCAUCUUCCACUGUUUUCAAUGUAUUAAGAGAAAUAAGUGCAGCAUUUUUGCAUCUGACAUUUUACCUAAAAAAAAAAAGACACCAACCUUGGCGGAGGGGUGGAAAAUCAGUUGUUACCAUUAUAACCCUACAGAGGUUAUAAUGAGGAUGGAACAUGAGCUUAUGGAGACCCUCAUAGAGAUCGAUUCUUGUGUAUCGAUGUUAUCUCUUCUUUCUGUAUCUGCAGGUAAAUCUCAAGAGUAAAAUGUUAGGUGUCAACUGUGAGGGCCCUGAAACCUCAUUCCGUGCUCUGAGGAACAGUGUGAAAAAAUCUCUUAUGAGAUUUAGAAUAUCUGUUCUUUUGUUCAUCUUAGAUUACAGACUGAAUUUGAAAUUAUGUUAAGUGAAAUAUCAAUGAAAAUAAAGUUUACUAUAAAUAAUA
Piliocolobus tephrosceles (Ugandan red Colobus) is the source of this 729-nucleotide messenger RNA. Its product is annotated as transmembrane protein 14C-like. The record is from RefSeq and is a predicted model, not a curated record. The transcript is spliced from 3 exons. The annotation marks the transcript as partial. Gene Ontology annotation, biological process: regulation of heme biosynthetic process. Lineage: Eukaryota; Metazoa; Chordata; Mammalia; Primates; Cercopithecidae. Gene Ontology annotation, cellular component: mitochondrial membrane.